AUGACUAUUUUCCCGCGCAUUAAAAUUAAUGGAAUCGUUUUUGCACUACUUAUUAUGUUUAUUGGACUACAGUUUAAGAGCAUCCUACAUACUAUUUCGGUGGUCGAAGUAAAAGUGUUAUUUCCAUUAAUACGGCUGGUUCAGAUAGCCAUUGUCAGUCUGUUCCCGACAGACCAUUCUUUAUAUCCAACACAAGCGAAUGUACAAGAUUCUCAAACGUUCGACUUCAUAAUAGUGGGUGCGGGAUCAGCUGGGUGUGUGCUGGCAAACCGACUCACAGAGGUUUCUGACUGGAAUGUCCUGCUGAUCGAAGCAGGAGACGAUCCCCCAACAGCUUCUCUUAUUCCAGGCUUAUCUGUAAUAGUAGCCGCCGCUCUACCUGAUUGGAACUUCUUCACAGUCGACGAUGGGUACUCUAGCCAAGGGCUCAAAACAAAAACCAUCCACAACCGAAGAGGUAAAAUGCUCGGGGGAUCCAGCGGGACAAACUUCAUGUUUUACGUACGAGGGAAUCAAAAAGACUACGAUAGAUGGGCCCAAGAAGGCAACGAAGGUUGGAAUUGGGAUAAUGUCACCACAUACUUCAGGAAAAGUGAAAAAAUUAAAGAUGAAUCCAUAAUAAAAAGCGAUGCAGCUAAUUUACAUGGCUCGGAAGGUUUCUUAACCGUCACACAACCGGCUUGGGGAGAUGUGACCAAAGAUUACUUAAACGCCUUCAGAGAACAAGGUCAUGAUAUUCUUCUGGAUUAUAAUGGGCACCAGCAGUUAGGAUAUGGUAUGUCUAGCUUUACGUCUGAUGAGAAAACUCGACAAAAUACUGCCAAUGCAUUCCUAAGUCCUAUAAAAAACAGAAAAAAUCUUCACGUACUCAAAAAUACACUCGUAAGAAAAAUUCUCGUAAACAAAAAUAAACGAGCAAUAGGUAUUGAAGCAAGACAUCCUGGAGGACAAAUAAUAAAACUCAAUGCAAGAAACGAAGUCAUACUAUCAGCUGGAGCCAUUAAUACUCCGCAAUUACUGAUGCUGUCUGGAAUAGGUCCUAAAGAUCAUUUAGAAGAAAUGAAAAUAGACAUAGUUUUAGAUUCGCCAAACGUCGGACAAAAUAUGCAGGAUCACGCAUUAGUUCCUAUAUUAAUUAGUGGGAAGAAGAAAUUUUUAUCACUAUUAGAUAAUAUUAAACCUUUAGGAGAAACAAGCCGUUUUCCGAUGGCAUCAUUUUUGGGUUUCGUAGCACUGAACAAGUCUCAAGGCUAUCCAGAUUAUCAGAUUACUGCUAUACCUACGCCUACUGCGGCACUUUUGCCACCUUUAUUGUGUUCGGAUACGUUUUCCGUAAAAGACAAUUCCAUCAUCGUUAUAGCUGAUGAAACUCAAACCAGAGGAGCCCUAUUCUCUCUAGUUACUCAUCUUCACCCAAAAUCUAGAGGUAGUAUCAAACUGCGAAGUACAAACCCUGAAGACAGUCCUCUCAUCUACUCCGGCUACUUCAGCAACGAGGACGAUUUGGAAGACUUUGCGAAAUACAUUGAAGAUUACAUUACUGUCAUCAACACAACGUAUUUUAAAGAGAUAGAGGCUGAAGUAAUAGAUCUCAAAGUUGAUGAAUGUGUAGCUUUUACUUUCGGUAGUCAUGAGUACUGGAGAUGUUAUGUAUUAAACUUGGCUACUACUCAGUAUCAUGCUGUCAGUGCUUGUAGGAUGGGUGUGGAAGGUCAGGGCGUGGUAGAUGAAAGGUUACGGGUCAGGGGUGUCGAAGGGUUAAGAAUAGUGGAUGCCAGUGUAAUGCCGUCUCUCACAAGUGGGAACACAAAUGCUCCAGUGAUCAUGAUAGCUGAAAAAGCUAGUGACAUGAUCAAAGAAGACCAUAGCAUAAACUUGGGUCCAGAAAAUAAAUAA
This is a messenger RNA of Spodoptera littoralis (African cotton leafworm), 1896 nucleotides long. NCBI's taxonomy places the organism in Eukaryota, Metazoa, Arthropoda, Insecta, Lepidoptera, Noctuidae. The record is from the annotation of a GenBank genome assembly.